Triticum dicoccoides is the source of this 848-nucleotide messenger RNA. Its product is annotated as cyclin-B1-1-like. Bases 116 to 592 code for a protein of 158 amino acids. Lineage: Eukaryota; Viridiplantae; Streptophyta; Magnoliopsida; Poales; Poaceae. The transcript is spliced from 4 exons. The record is from RefSeq and is a predicted model, not a curated record.
GAGACCCUCUACCUCGCGGUGUACAUCAUCGACCGGUACCUCUCGAUACAUAAGCCCGUGCUUCGAAGUGAGCUGCAGAUGGUAUGCGCCUCGGCCCUGCUGAUCGCCUGCAAGUAUGAGGAGGAGGACGCCUGGGAUCCAGAGGGAGCAGAUACUGGGGACGGAGAUGGCCAUUCUGAACACGCUUGAAUGGAACCUGUCAGUUCCUACACAUUACGUGUUCCUUUCAAGCUUUGCCAGGGCCUCGUCCUCCUCACAUCCGAAGAACGAUGAGGAGAUGGAGAACAUGGUGUUCUUUUUUGCUGAACUGGCGCUGCUGCAGUAUGCGCUGGUGCUGUCCAAGCCCUCCAUGGUUGCUGCUGCUGCUGUCUAUGCAGCCAGGCUCACACUCAAGAGGACGCCUCUAUGGACUGAGACUCUCAAGCACCAUACUGGCUUUACCGAGUCACAGCUAAUGGAUAGUGUAAAGAUCCUGGUGACCGCGCACUCGGCUGCCCCUGCGAGCAAGUUGAAGGUGGUGUACGAGAAGUAUUCCAGCGAAAAGUUAGGAGGAGUGGCCCUGCGCCCACCUGCACUCGACUUCUGCAAAUAAUUGGCGAUUUCGUUGACAGUCCUUGCCAUUUGUGUGAUAAAAUGCACCUUGAUAUGCCACAGGGAAAUUCAAGGAGGAAGCGAUCGAUAGCGGACUUCGUCACCAAAGCGAAGUAGCUGCUGCAUCCAGUACCUAGGCUAGACUACCACAAUAUAUAUUAUCCACGGUAGUUGUCAAGGCUUACGGUCCUGAUAAUUAUUUUUCAAGGCUGUAACUAAGCUUUGUGAUACGCACGCAUGGACAUGCAACUUCAGAG